AUGGCAGGUGGACGCAAGACAAGCACCAAAAAGGAUCCUGAGAACCAGAAUCCGCAGCGAGACACCACAGGAAAUAUCACACGUGCCCUCGAGCCCGGAUGGCGUCCAGGACGUGAUCCAGCCAACAUAGAAAUCAACCUCGGAGUAAGACGAAGCCAGAGGGUUAGAGCAAGAAACGAAGAGGAAUCUUUUCAAGAAUCGACUCGUACGGCAGAACGGCCAUAUGGGAACACUUCAACGGAUAACAGAGUUCAUCGACCAGAUGAACAACAAGCAUCUACAUCCAGCUCAUCCGGAGUGGUUUCCCAGACUUCCUCUGGUGCACAUGCGCCCUCGGCCAGAGUCCGGCGACCAGUCCCGCCUGAUUGGGAACCACCAUUGAUCAUCGGUGCAUCACUUGGAGAGAACUUGAGUCGUAUGGAAAUAGCAGAACGAUCAGUACUCCAGUGGGAAGCUAUCAUCGCGAACACUCGUAGAACACAGCCGAGGGCAGAUCUGUCAGGCCUUGAAAAGGAACGCGACAAGGCUAGACAGGAAUUUGAACAGAUGGAAGAGUCUGAUGAGAACUUGAUACCUGUUGAUGAACUUGAAUCUACCAAGCGUCAGCGUAUCCAGAAGCGUAUCAAUCUACUCACAGCGUCACUUGAGCGAAAUGAGUGCCCAACUGGCGAUACAAACAUUCGUGCUGCAAUAAACGCGUACAGGACUGAACAAAUCAGGUGCUGGGACAAGUGGACACUUCUCUAUGCGGGUCAUUUGGCAGACUUCUGCCCCUCGUAUGAAUCCUUCACGCACGAUAGAGAAGAGAGACUCGACCGGUACUAUAGUCAGUAUGGUGAAGGAUGGCUCUGGUAUGAACCUCCUCUCGCUCCGAGAGGAAGCAACCAGACCGAGCAGCUCAUGGCAGCCACUUGGGCACAGCCUUCUGCUGAGAAUGGGCCAUUAACAGAACACAGGCCUUUUUCUUGGGAUAUAUCCAUGGGCUUUCAGCGGGUAACGGGGUUUCACCGUCGCGAGACUCGAAGCUUGCACAGACCCGGACAUAGGAAGAAUGGAAAAGUUUUGCUGUAUCCAACAAAGCUUAGGGAGCUUGGUCGGGACGAGGAAGACAUAUGUUUUGUCGAGGAUGAUGAAGACGACGAGACAGGAGCUCCCCGUGUGUGUUUCAAGAUGUUGCUUGACAGCGGAGCCACUCAUCCCUCUCUACACGGCACCGAUCUACAGUAUCUUGGUAUUGAUAAAAAGACGUACCCAGCCCAGACGCAUAUUUCUAUCUCUACCGCCGACAGUUCAACUGCAGUAGCUAGGGUUUAUGAGAUGCGCAUUGAUGUCUGCCGACACAACGGGGAAUCGCUUGUAGGGGAUGAUCCAGUUUUCCCCAAUGAACGUCGACAGCUGGGUGGAAUCGCACCAGUAAUGGUACUGGUCCAAUCCACAGAUGAUGAGAGCGAGCCGUUGUCUGAAUGGUACGAAAAGGCCCUGAAGAAUGGCGAAGACAUCUCAGAGGAAGCGAUGGCGAAACGGGGAAAAGGCGGCAUAGAAGCACGUCUAUCGGGUAUGAUUCCAUUCCAAGUGUGUUACUUUGCAGGAGCUCCAGGGAAGUCGGGUUUCUGGUUUGGUGAAGACCGACGAGACAUUCUUGGGGCAGAUCGCAUGCCAGGCCAACGACGGUGCGAGUUGCACUUGCCAGUCAAAGGCGCUAAACGUCCGGAAGAAGUUGAACAUCUAGAUCGCCCGACCGUCAUUUUCGAACAUCAAGGGAAAGAUUUCAAGCUUCUCGACGCGGAUUCCAGGGAAGACUCAAGCACCAGCUUAUUGACCAUCGAAGAUGGAGUGAGGACAAGGCAAAUGACUAUGAAAGUCAGCAACAAACCGGGGAAAUUGGUUGUCAAGAGGGUUCCCAAAAGUAAAAGAAAGGUUGAAUCAGUUUCGCCGAUUGCAAAUGCAGGGACUCGAAAGAAAAGACAGAAGAAGUGUUGA
This is a messenger RNA of Fusarium coffeatum, 1980 nucleotides long. RefSeq lists its product as uncharacterized. The transcript has 2 exons. The record is from RefSeq and is a predicted model, not a curated record. Lineage: Eukaryota; Fungi; Ascomycota; Sordariomycetes; Hypocreales; Nectriaceae. The coding region runs from base 1 to 1980 and encodes 659 amino acids.